AUGAUCCCGGGAGUAUUUGGAAAAGUCAUGUGCAAAGGUGCUGUAUACACUGCCUACGUCACUAUAACAGCAUCCGUCCUCUGCCUGAUGUUCAUGGCGAUCGACAGGUACUAUGCCAUCGUUCAUCCCCUCCGCCGCCAUCUUUGGUUUCGAAAGCCUAAACUAACCGUUCCAUUUAUUUGGAUCGGGUCACUGGUCUCCAUGUCCAUUUUCCUUGUUAUUCAAACUGUGGAGGACUACAAUAAUUCUUCCUAUUGCAUGCUAUCUGUUUAUAUCUUGGGUGAUCCAGAUAGGGCUCUUCGAGGAAUAUACCUGCUCCUUUUCGUCGUCAACUAUCUCGUCCCCUUGGUCGUUAUUUCUUUCCUGUAUACCAUUACUGCAUGGAAUUUAUGGUUCCAUGUUGCACCUGGAGUGAAUACUUUGAGAGGAAACCGAGUGCAACUCGAAACCUCCAAGAGAAGAGUGGUUCGGAUGCUCAUUAUUGUUACCUGUGCCUUUGCCUUAUGUUGGCUCCCACCACAAGUGGUCCACAUCAUGUACGUCAUUCACGCAUCUAAGGCUUACCUACAUAUACAGCCGAUUGUCAGCUUUGUGUGUUUUUGGUUUGGACACGCCAACAGUGCCGUUAACCCAUGGCUGUACAUUUUUCUGAGCACCAAGAUAAAUACGGCAUUUACUAAGAUCGUCAGUAGAAAAAGCAGCCGGUUGCCUUCAAGUCUCACCAUCAAAACAUCAGAUGCCGUCUUACCACCUGAAGAUGAAGCAAUCCAGAAAGAAUCAACAAUAUAAUCUCUCUCAUAACAUG
This is a messenger RNA of Pocillopora verrucosa, 805 nucleotides long. The record is from RefSeq and is a predicted model, not a curated record. NCBI's taxonomy places the organism in Eukaryota, Metazoa, Cnidaria, Anthozoa, Scleractinia, Pocilloporidae.